This is a messenger RNA of Drosophila navojoa, 1861 nucleotides long. RefSeq names its product Death associated molecule related to Mch2 caspase (gene Damm). Gene Ontology annotation, cellular component: cytoplasm. NCBI's taxonomy places the organism in Eukaryota, Metazoa, Arthropoda, Insecta, Diptera, Drosophilidae. The record is from RefSeq and is a predicted model, not a curated record. Gene Ontology annotation, molecular function: cysteine-type endopeptidase activity. Gene Ontology annotation, biological process: proteolysis; apoptotic process; positive regulation of neuron apoptotic process.
AUUAAGAAAAGAAAAAAGAAAAAGAGUUAAGUAGAGAGCGCCAGAGUGAGAGGGAGAGUGGCGCGGAGUCAGUACGAUACCAAAAGGUUUGUGAGCGAAAGCGAGAAGGUGGCAAUGGGCUUAUUUAGCAAAAAGAAGUCCACCGAUGAUAGCGCCAGCUCGGAUUCCAAUAACGACCAGGCCCUGGCGCGGCAGGAUCCACGCACUCGGGUGCAGACGAAGAGCGCUGCCAGCGUGACGACCAACACGGCUGUGCAGAGCUCCACGAUCAUUGAUAGCAACGCAAAUACAGUAACGUACCGGUCGACCACACAGACAGUGACUCACAGCCAGAAAGCGUGUGUGACGGAAAUGAUAACGCGCCGCACGCCGAGCCCUGCCGAACUGGAGGAGUUGAUGGCACAGCUGAGGACGGGCAGCCGGGCUGGUAGCUCCUCGACCUCCACAACGACAAGCAGCAGCAACAAACGCGUUAGUCCAACUAGUCUGAAUGGUGUGGCUUUGCGUUCGACCACUUCGUUCAAGCCCAAUGCGGAGGCCAGGAGAUCCAGCACUCUGGUCAAGUCGGAGCAAACAUCUGUGUCGCAGAAGAAGGGACGCACUGUCACUCAGCAUGUGGAAACCCACCGGGUGGUGCUGAGCCCCAGCAGCAAGACUAGCUGGCCGCCCAAGACGACUGCCUCAACUUCUAGUGCCAGCUCGUCUGCAUACAAGCCUUAUGUGUCGCCAUUCGCGCUGAAGCCAAUCGAUUCAACCUAUGUAUCGCCGUAUGCAUCAAAGACGACCACUGGAAUCGGCUCUGCUUUUUCUAAGCCCUCGGUAGUUACGCCGUCAGCGCUGCCCAAGACUUCGGGUAGCAGUUCUUUUUCGUCCAGGCCCACAACAACUAGCCUUGUGCUCCCGAAACAUUCAUCGGCGAGCUCCGUGAUGUCGAAGCCUACCACAAGCAGCGCUGUUCUUGGUACAAAGUCCACACUGUCGACCCCAAAAACAACAGUUGGAAAGCCUUUCAUAAGCCUUAAUCCAAUUAAAGGAGGCGCGCUUAAAUCAUCCCUAAGCACUACAAGCACCUUGGAUGCCCAUGGGGAAAUGAAUCCAACAAAGUCCGGGUAUGGCCCAAUACCUAAAGUCAAGCCGGUUCCGAAGAAAAAACUGAAGCCUGCAGAGGUUAUCAUUUUCAACAAUGAGCGUUUCGACAACAGCAAUGAGUUCCGUUCGGGAAGCGCCAAGGAUGUCGAAUCGUUGGAGAAAACCUUUGGCACACUACUCAAGUGUAAAGUGAAGACCGUGACGAAUCCAACGGUAAAUGAUAUCAGAAACACAGUGGAAAAAUUGGAACAAAAAAGCUUUGAGGAUCGUUCAGCACUGGUGUUGGUCAUAUUGAGUCACGGUCAGCGAUAUGAAACGAUAGCCGCCAAGGAUGGGGACUACAAGUUGGAUGAUGAUAUAAUAUUUCCAAUAUUGCGCAAUCAGACGUUGACCAACAAGCCAAAGAUCCUAUUCGUGCAAGCGUGCAAGGGCUCCAGGGAGUUGGGCAAAUUCAAAACAGACGCCAUCAAGCCACAUGGUAAUCCCAGCGAGAUUCUCAAGUGCUACAGUACCUAUGAGGGGUACGUUUCCUAUCGCUUGGACACCGGCACGCCCUUUAUACAAAUACUGUGUGAUACAUUAAAGACGAAACCAAAUGUGGACAUUGAAGCUAUUAUGAAAGAUGUGAUGAAUUUGGUCAAAAGCUAUACUCAGGGUAGUCAAGUACCAUCGGUAACCAGUACGAUGACCACCAAAUAUGUUUUUGGUGAUUACGUUUGAGCGGCCUCAGUUAAUAUUUAAAGAUGUUGCGACUUGGCACAGGUCUAUAUCA